AUGGCAGGCCCAAGAAACGUGCAUGUACUACAUGGAAAUGGAGGCCAUAAUGAUGACGUGAUGGGCCUAAAAGAAUUCUGGUUAAGUAUCCCCCCAGUAACAAGAACUUUAUUUACUUUAUCGAUUUUCAUGACGAUUGUCGCUCGGUUGCAUCUAAUCAGCCCCUGGUACGCCAUUUACGUGUGGGAUUGGACAUUCAAGAAGGUUCAGCUGUGGAGACUCCUCACUUCAUGCCUAAUACUUUCACCAAGUGCUAUGCCUGCGCUUAUGGAACUUUAUAGUAUUUAUGACAGAUCCUCGCAAUUGGAGCGGGCACAUUUUGGUCCGGGUUUAUCCAACAGACGAGGUCCAAUGGUUUCAGUUGAUUACAUCUAUUAUUUGUGCUUUUGUAUGCUAAGCAUUACUACGGCAACUACAAUCCUCUAUGGAUCCGACUACCCCCUUGUACUCACCUCUGGGUUUAUAUCGUGCAUUACAUACACGUGGUCAAUCGAUAAUGCCAACGUAAAAAUAAUGUUUUACGGGUUGAUCCCCGUUUGGGGGAAGUAUUUCCCCUUAAUUCAGUUGUUCAUCUCCUUUGUCUUUAAUGAUGGUGACUUCGUGAUCUCAUUGAUCGGUUUCGGCACAGGAUAUCUUUAUGCAUGCUUAGAUACACAUACACUGGGGCCAAUAUGGGGGAUGAUAUCUAGAAAGGCUGAUCCAACGUACGGCAUCUUGCCUAAUGGGAAAUUCCCCACUCCAUGGUGGUUCGCCAGUCUUUAUGCUCGUAUAGCGGGUGCCGACCAUGAACCGCAACGCCCCAGCAAUAGCUUUGUCAAUGUGCCACCAAGAGAAACAAGAACUUUUAGUGGAAGAGGCCAAAGAUUGGGUACGGCCCCCGCAACACCGUCCCAAUCUAGCGGCUCAGAUUCGGCCCGGACUUCUGGUACUCAAUUAAGAGGCGGAGCUUCGAACUUGAACCAAUUUCAAGGUCGCGGCCAACGUGUAGGCCAAACAGACAGUACCUCCAAUUGA
Molecule: messenger RNA, 1014 nt
Organism: Saccharomyces kudriavzevii IFO 1802
Lineage: Eukaryota; Fungi; Ascomycota; Saccharomycetes; Saccharomycetales; Saccharomycetaceae
Gene: DFM1
Product: Dfm1p
Exons: 1
Coding region: 1-1014 (337 amino acids)
Biological process (GO): endoplasmic reticulum unfolded protein response
Cellular component (GO): endoplasmic reticulum membrane; Hrd1p ubiquitin ligase ERAD-L complex
Molecular function (GO): ubiquitin-specific protease binding; misfolded protein binding
Source: RefSeq, a predicted model, not a curated record